Molecule: messenger RNA, 1197 nt
Organism: Chroicocephalus ridibundus (black-headed gull)
Lineage: Eukaryota; Metazoa; Chordata; Aves; Charadriiformes; Laridae
Product: potassium voltage-gated channel subfamily H member 2-like
Biological process (GO): potassium ion transmembrane transport; regulation of heart rate by cardiac conduction; regulation of ventricular cardiac muscle cell membrane repolarization
Cellular component (GO): plasma membrane
Molecular function (GO): inward rectifier potassium channel activity
Source: RefSeq, a predicted model, not a curated record
CUGCCCCAUGGGCCCGGCAGGAUGCCGGUGCGGCGGGGGCACGUCGCCCCCCAGAACACCUUCCUGGACACCAUCAUCCGCAAGUUCGAGGGGCAGAGCCGCAAGUUCAUCAUCGCCAACGCCCGGGUGGAGAACUGCGCCGUGAUCUACUGCAACGACGGCUUCUGCCAGCUCUGCGGCUACUCGCGGGCCGAGGUGAUGCAGAAACCCAGCACCUGCGACUUCCUCCACGGGCCCCGCACCCAGCGCGGCGCCGCCGCCCAGAUCGCCCAGGCCCUGCUGGGCGCCGAGGAGCGCAAGGUGGAGAUCUGCUUCUACCGCAAGGACGGCAGCUGCUUCCUGUGCCUGGUGGACGUGGUGCCGGUGAAGAACGAGGAUGGGGCCGUCAUCAUGUUCAUCCUCAACUUCGAGGUGGUGAUGGAGAGGGAGGGCGCGGGGUCCCCCCCCCGCGGCAACCAACCACUGGGUGGCCCCCGCCAGCUGGUUCCCCGCAGGUUUUUGGCGGGUUUUGGGCGCAGCAGGUCCCCUGCGGCUGAAGCUGCCGGCGCUGCUGGCGCUGGCGGGCAGCAAACAGUCAGCUGCCGCCGGAGCCCCCCGACGCCGUCGUCGUCGACUUCUCCCGGCACGGGCAGCGAGUCGGGGCGCCGAGGAGCCGCCGUCCUCGCCGGAGCCCGGCUUCCCGGGGGGGCACGGCCUCCCCCCCCCCAGGACCCGUCGGCGCUGGUGGGGGACGAGCCGCCCCCCGUGGCCCGUUCCUCGCCGCGGGCCGAGCGCCGGGCCCUGCCGGCGGCCGCCUCGGAGGGUUCGCUGGCCCGCAGCCGCGACAGCCCGCGCAGCCUGCGCCGCGCCUCCUCCCUCGACGACAUCGACGCCAUGAAGGCCGGGCCUGUGCCCCCCCCCGGUGACGGUGCCCCCCGCGCAGGGGCCGUGCCCGCCGUGCGCAGCGCGCUGCUGAACUCCACCUCGGACUCGGACCUGGUGCGGUACCGCGCCAUCAGCCGCAUCCCCCACAUCACCCUCAACUUCGUGGACUUCCAAGGGACGCCUUCCUGGCCCGCCCCCCCCGGCGAGAAGGAGAUCAUCGCCCCCACCAAGCUGAAGGAGCGCACCCACAACGUCACCGAGAAGGUCACCCAGGUGGGACCCCGGGCGGGCGCCGAGGGGGCCGGGGGGGUGACGGAGGGGGCCGGGGGGUGA